AGACAAGCCUAUUGCACUAAGUUCUGUCUGAUAGUCAUGAUCGCCGCCUAAAAAUCCACAAAUGACUCCAGCUCACCGAUGCUCUCUAGGCUUGUCUCUUCAGCCACCUGCUCACCCGUCAUCUCUCAUUGGGCAGCCCCUGUGAAUCCCCCUCAUCUUCAACCCACGCCGCGCUCAUCAUCUCUGCACAUGAAACACCUUGACCGCCUCACGACCGCACAUCUUGCCUACACAUCUCAAUGUCGCGGGCAAUCGAAGAUGAUCACCUCCUUGAAUUGAAAAGAGGACCUGUUUUUCACUUCCACUUAAUACCCCGUACAUCGCCCCUCAUGCCAAGUAUCGAGCAAUCGUCAUUGACACAAACCUGAUCCGGAUCGCCCCUCAUUGAUAGCGCUGCAAGUCAAACUCUCUUGCAUCGCAUCUCGUCCAAUCACCAGCACUACACGAAUGUCUUACCACGCAGUACUUGUACUCUGGAC
Molecule: messenger RNA, 479 nt
Organism: Ilyonectria robusta
Lineage: Eukaryota; Fungi; Ascomycota; Sordariomycetes; Hypocreales; Nectriaceae
Exons: 1
Coding region: 79-279 (66 amino acids)
Source: RefSeq, a predicted model, not a curated record